Molecule: messenger RNA, 3662 nt
Organism: Cyclopterus lumpus (lumpfish)
Lineage: Eukaryota; Metazoa; Chordata; Actinopteri; Perciformes; Cyclopteridae
Gene: ism2b
Product: isthmin 2b
Exons: 6
Coding region: 509-1939 (476 amino acids)
Source: RefSeq, a predicted model, not a curated record
UUAACGCAUCAGACAGAUAGCAACAACGCACAGCACACUAUGAACUCCAGAUGUCAAUGUAUUGGAAGGAAACAGCCACCCACGACGGGAUGACUCACAGUUUGAGGAGUUAGUGCGCGAGCGUCGGUGCGGACGGAGAGGUUCUGCGUGGGGCAUGUCACUUCUUUCUGGUACUUAAAGCUCUUCAACGGUGUUUUAUGGGGAAGAGAAGCGAGGAGCUCGAGCCGCCAUAGGACUGACAGUUGCUGCGCGAGGCGCUGGUCCCAGAUAUGAGCGCGCGUGAGACCUCUGGCCGCUGGGGCGCAUCUUCAUAAAGUGCGACACUUUGAGACCGACAGACGCCGAAAGAAGUGCACUAGUCCGGAGUCCGAGCUGCGGAGAACCGGAGGAGCAGCAGGCCGCCGCCGCGUGUCCCCCGCCCCCCCUACCCCCCCUUAGCGCUGCUUCGGGGAGAAGAGUUGGAGAGCACGGUACACAUCUUCUUCACAGGAAGCUUCCAGGAGUGAACAUGUGUCAAGAGGUCGCGAGGAGAUUCCCCACGCUGCUCCUCAUCGUGUCGAUGCUCCUCUUGAGCUCGGGGACGGGGUUUCCUACCAGACACAAGAAGGUUGCCCACAAGGCUCAUGGCCACCAGAUUCCCAGCGGUGGGGUCCAAUAUGGGCCUGGGGCUUUGGAGCAGCAGAACCAAGUCCAGAGUCUCCUGUCUGAGCCCCACAGUCACCAGAGGAGGUGGUCCCACCCCCAGCACCACUCUGUUGGUGUUCUUCCACAGCCUGAGCCUGAGGAGGAGACUAAACCCUUCGUCCUGGACCUCAAGAACUUUCCAGACCUGGCCAAUGCUGACAUCAACUCACAGAACCCCAACAUACAGGUAACCAUUGAGGUGGUGGACGACCCUCAGAUGGAGGUGGAGAUGGACCUUGCCAAGGAAAAAGACUGGCUACCUUCUUCUUCCUCCUCACCCUCUUCCACCGUGGAUUGGCUUGGAGGCAAGAAGCUUUUCUGGCCUCUUUUCUGGAGUUACACCGACAGCGAUUCCAGCGAGGACAGCAACAGCAGGUCAGGCGUGGAGGAAACUGGCGAGGAAGAGGAGGAGGAGGAGGAGGAGGAGGAUUAUUCCCUGGACGGCAGCGAAGAGCCCUUACCCAGUGGAGUGGGCGGAGACUGGGAUACACGUUGGAACGAAGGCUGGGAUCCAGUGCAGAGCUACUAUGAGAAGGAGACAGAUGAGUGGACUCCCUGGUCUCCCUGUUCAGUGACAUGUGGAAAUGGUGAGAGGAAGAGGACUAAAUCCUGUGGCUACUCCUGCACUCUGACAGAGGCCUCCAAGUGUGACCUGGAGCCUUGUCCUGGUGAUGGCAACACUGUGGUAGAGCCUUUCCCCUUUGAGAUGGAGAAUGGCACAGAGCCAUUUGGUACAGAUGUGGACAGCUGUGAGAAGUGGCUCAACUGUAAGAGCGAGUUCCUCCAGAGGUACCUCCACCAGGUGUUGUCUGAGCUGCCCAGCUGUCCCUGCUCAUACCCCUCUAAAGUGGCGUACACGGUAGUCAGUGUCUACGAUGACAAUCACGGCCGACAGUUCCGCUGGCGUGAUGCCAGCGGCCCCAAGGAGCGCCUGGACAUCUACAAGCCCUCAGCCCGUAGCUGCAUCCGCUCAGCACUUUCCAGCGACUUGUCUACUCCCGCAGCGCAGCACUGUUGUUAUGGCGAUCGUGGUCGGCUGAUCACGCGUGGGAAAGGUGCAGGAACGCCUAACCUGAUCAGCACUGAGGUCUCACCUGAGCUGCACUUUAAAAUUGAUGUGCUGCCUUGGAUUCUCUGCAAGGGAGACUGGAGUCGUUUCCAUGCUGUACGGCCACCAAAUAAUGGAUUGAGCUGCCCAGAAAACCCCUAUGAAGACGUGUUCAUGAAUGAACUGGAAGAGGCCAGGGAGUACUGAGGGACCACAGCCAAAAAUACCACUUCACUCAGAGAGUCAGGGGGCCCAAUCCUAAUUUGAGAGGAGACUUUUAAAAGUCAUGAAAUGUUACAUCUGAACCAUGUUGUGCAUCAUGCAUUCACCGAGCACUGACACGGAGGAAAUGUUGGUGGUUGGGGUAUUUGUGGGGUUUAGGUGUGAUGGUAAAGGGUGGCUGUCUCAAGUUAGGAUUUAGCAGAGUGUCCUGAUAUCAGACUCAACUCAACUGAAUUACAAGAAUGAAAAAAAAAAGCAGUGCUCUCCCAUCGCUUGCCAACCUGUUUUAUAUCUGGCAUAAUAAGGCCUCUCUCUUUAUAUUCACUCUCUCCUGGGUGUGUGUAAGCAUGAUGUCUCAUACCUGCUUUUUGAUGAUGUCCUGGCGCUCUUGUGAUUGACAAUAGCAACAUAUGGUAAACAUCCAGAUCAUGCUUCUUGUAAGUUUUACAUUAAAAAAUGUAUACAUGUGGGCUGGGUAUAUUAAGAAAGCAAACACAUGCAUGGGAAGAGUCCAACAGAAGAAUAUCCCAACUAAGCUGCUACGAUAUAACAUCCUUCAGGUUUUACAAAGGCAUUAAGGGGAACAAUACGACAGGACAUCGGGAAACCCAAAAGAUGCCACAUGCAUUUACAAUAAUGUAUAUUUCAGCCAUUCUUUUGGGACACUAAAAUUAGUAAUGUUAGAAGAAUUUAGGAUCUCAACCAGAGGUAAGCUAAAAGGAUUUGAAACAUUGUGCUGUCUGCUGAGAAUUAUGAGAAUAUCCAAUUAGCAUUAAUGGUACUGGAACAGCACAUUAGAUAACACAAUGUUUUGUCACACAGAUUGAUUUCACAUGUUUCCUCGCAUUUUGACAACAAGAAAGAUAUAUGAUCUGGGUGCCAAAGAGUUAACAAUCAGACAAUGGGUGCUUGUGUAAAUCCAGCUCCCAAAUCUCUGUGGUGCAAAUGUAGGAAAGCGUCCUUUGUACGGUGAGUGGAUUGUGCUCAUAGAUUUCUACAAUAUUCUCAGGGGGACUAACUGACCACAAUAAACACAUUUGUUAAUUUACCUCGACAUCCGAGCACUAUUGGAACUAGUACAAAGUGUAUUGGGUUGAAGGUUGGUAGAAGUGUAUCGGAUGUCUUAUCCUGAUUUUAAUUGAUUGCAACAGGUAAUGCUUUUUGUGCAGUUUCAGAGAGCAGUUGGAACCCUUAUAACUGAAUAGUUGAUGCAUUGUGUGUGUGUGUGUGUGUGUGUGUGUGUGUGUGUGUGGUAGAAAGAUGCCAUUAAUACGUAAACUGUUGGGUUAGUGUCUUUAGAUUUAUGAACAUAACUUGAUUGGAUAGAAAGGACAGUACUAGUCAAAUAUUAAACCCUGAGAGGUCAUACAGUUGGAGCCCUUACCCUGGCUAACAUAGUGUGUAGGUUAAGGCAACAUGGAAGUAGUCACCAUUAGCAAAUACCUCAUAAGGUAUAGUGUAAAAGAAUGAAAAAAUAUGUUGAACCAUAAUUAGAAUAGUUUUUAGUAUUGUAGCAGUAACAGUUUGCACGUCACAGAGUGGCAGUGAUGUUACAUCUACAUAUUUUAAAAUACUUUCAAAUUCCAGGAACUGCCCUUUCUAUCCAGUCUUAUUCUAUGGAUGUUCACUCCAAACCUUUUUUUCAGGAAUUCUGCCUCCAGAUGUGUAUAUGCCAACACGCAUUUACAUUUUGUAAUCACCGAUCAUU